AUGCGAUCGCCCGAGGAGGGAGCCCUUACUGGAGCUGGUCCUGGAACAGGGGACAGAGCGAGCGGCCAGCGGCUGGAGGAGAACGAGGUGCAAGAGCGGCUCUCCAGUCAACGGGCACAGCCCGUCAACUACACGCAAAACAGUCAAAGCAGCAACAGACACCACCAAGGCACUGCUGCACCUGCUGAUGAUGCUGCGACCGACCGUCGUCAGUCGCUCGCGUUGGCAGGCCGCCAACGGCAACGGAUCAUGUGGACUAGGGAGAUGAACAUGUAUGUGAUUCGUUGCUACCACGUUUGCACGAAGUUGGAGACGGAUAUGUCUGGCAGGCCAAGAAUGCUAGACAUGUUCAUUGAGCAGUACCCUCGGUUUGCCAACCAGCUUGACCGGAACAAGUUGUACAGCCGACAGCGAGCAAUACUAUCCAACAAUAUGCUCACUGUGACGGAGCUGGACACCAUCAGGCUGGAAGUGCAGAGGGAGUUAAGGGAAGGGAAUGGAUCGAGCGAUACGUCGAGCAGGAGUUCUGCAGGGCAUGAUGCAUCGGUUGCGAGUGAGGAGCCGGAACAAAAUGCAUCGAUAAACGCGGCAGUGGAGGAGCUACGCGCUUCGGAACAAAUAAUGGACCAACAACGACAACAACUACGAGACGAACUAGCUUUCCAGAUGGACACAGCGGUUACACAGUUUCGGGGAACAGACCCCACUUCCCGACACAGAAUACCAAAACUACAGUAUUCCUACCGGCUGACGAAUGCAGUAAGAACCUUCAAUGAGGAUAUUUUGCCACAGUAUUCGGAACCCGCUGAGAACCUUGAGGAGCUGCAGUUUAUAGUGUAUUGCGCAGCUGUAGCCGCCGUGAGAACCCUGGGACUACGGACCUAUCCCCAAGGUAACGGUGAAGGUCGUCCCUGUCCCAGCGCACAGAAGCCCGCAUGGAUGCGACGACUGGAAUUUAGGAUUGCAACUUUGCGGGUAAAAAUCGGUCGGUUGACACAGUACACGAGGGGAAACCGAUCAAGGAGGCUGGUUCGUCAAAUAGCGGAAAUCGUAAAGCCCGCAGAGCUCCGAGAUCUCAGUGAACUCAAAAUCACGGAGAUUCUCGACACCCAUGUACAACGGUUGAGUGCUCUUGCAAAACGGAUGCGGCGUUAUGGUGAAUGUUCGAGACGGAAGAAAGAAAAUCGGAUGUUCAGCACGAACGAGAGAGAGUUUUAUAACCACAUCAGGAACGACAAACCCGAUUACAGCGAGGGGCUUCCGGAGAUUGGCGAAGUUACACAGUUCUGGGCCAAUUUAUGGGAGAACCCCGCUCAACACAAUGACAGCGGGAUGUGGUUGGUAGGAGAGGAAGAACAUUGUGAUGGAAUUGAACGCAUGGCUGCUGCAGUAGUAACCACCCAGGAUAUCCGGGAGGCUACGCGGUAUACCAGGAAUUGGGCCGCACCCGGACCAGAUUUUGUGCACAACUUCUGGUAUAAAAAACUGUCAGCAGCCCACGGACGACUAGCGGAAUGCUUCAACAUGGUGCUAAGAGACCCCCAGGAGUUACCAGAAUUCAUCACGAAGGGGUAA
Molecule: messenger RNA, 1575 nt
Organism: Wyeomyia smithii (pitcher-plant mosquito)
Lineage: Eukaryota; Metazoa; Arthropoda; Insecta; Diptera; Culicidae
Exons: 1
Coding region: 1-1575 (524 amino acids)
Source: RefSeq, a predicted model, not a curated record